GCGCGGCGCAGUGCAUCCUGGGUCGGCGUAGCCAUGGCGGCUCGUGUCCUUUCCGCUUGUGUCCGCCGACUGCCUGCGGCCUUUGCGCCGCUCCCCCGGGUCCCCACGCUGGCCGCAGCCCGGCCUCUCAGCGUCACCCUGUGCCCCGCGGGGGCCCGGGCGAGGCCUGGGGCUCUGCAUCCUGCUUCGGUGCUCGCGCAGGUUCCAGUCACGCAGUUAUGCCGCCAGUAUAGCGAUGCGCCCCCUUUGACGUUAGAGGGAAUCAAGGACCGUGUUCUUUAUGUCUUGAAACUCUAUGACAAGAUUGACCCCGAAAAGCUCUCGGUAAAUUCCCACUUUAUGAAAGACCUGGGCUUAGACAGUUUGGACCAAGUGGAGAUCAUCAUGGCCAUGGAGGACGAAUUUGGGUUUGAAAUCCCUGAUACAGAUGCUGAGAAGUUAAUGUGUCCACAAGAAAUUGUAGAUUACAUUGCAGAUAAGAAGGAUGUGUAUGAAUAAAAUAUCAGGUCCCUUCUGGUUAUCUCCCACUCAAAGGGGGCCGGCCUUAGUGAUCAUCUUUAUCCUUGAGACGGGCCGUGAACAAUUCAUUCUUGGACAGGACUUCCUUGUCAGCGCUCCUCAUAAAAGCAGACUUGUACAAAACACUGAGUAAGGUAACCCAGAAGCGGAGUUACCCACCCGAAGCCAGCCCAGCCUGCUGUCCCAGAAGCUGUGAGAUGGCCUGACGCUUAAUCAGGCAGGAGAGGCCUCCUGGGUGAGAGGAUGGACUCUGGAGUCAGACACUGGACCUGAUUCUCAGCUUUGUCCGGGUCUGUAAACCUGGUGACCUUGGGCAGGCUGUCUAGCCUCUGAGCCUGUUUCCUCAUAUGUAAAAUAGGGAUAAGGAUAGGACCUACCUGAGGCUUUUGUUAUGGAGAAAUUUGGUGGUGUGUGCAAGCCCCUUGCAACCCUGCUUUAUGGUAAAGAAGCCUGUCUGUAGAUGUUAGCUAUUGUUAUUUAGACUCUAGGAUAAUCAAGUGAUUGACUAUAUGUAACUUUAGUUACCCUGGAUUGAGCACCUCAAAGUCCCUGAAAGUCAGUGCACCAAAAAGAAACAUUGAAUUUGCUUUGUUUUUGCCAGACCCCUUUUUUUUCAUUGAGAGAAGACUCAGAAGAUGCUGGCAAGUGUCUGGAAGUGAGAACGUGCUUUGGCCAUUGCCACCUUUGACAGAAUAAUUCUGUUUAGACUUGUAUUUAAAUUGUGUGUUUUUCCCUUUGAAAAUAAAUCUGUAAAACCAA
Molecule: messenger RNA, 1278 nt
Organism: Hyaena hyaena (striped hyena)
Lineage: Eukaryota; Metazoa; Chordata; Mammalia; Carnivora; Hyaenidae
Gene: NDUFAB1
Product: NADH:ubiquinone oxidoreductase subunit AB1
Exons: 5
Coding region: 34-498 (154 amino acids)
Biological process (GO): fatty acid biosynthetic process
Cellular component (GO): mitochondrion
Molecular function (GO): acyl carrier activity; acyl binding
Source: RefSeq, a predicted model, not a curated record